Molecule: messenger RNA, 399 nt
Organism: Penicillium expansum
Lineage: Eukaryota; Fungi; Ascomycota; Eurotiomycetes; Eurotiales; Aspergillaceae
Exons: 1
Coding region: 1-399 (132 amino acids)
Source: RefSeq, a predicted model, not a curated record
AUGCAACAGUCCACCGCAAUUUUGAAGUUUACCACAAGAUUCACCUUCCUGACCUCCAACCGCUCUGGAAUACCCCCUCUUCAUGACCUGACUGAAAAUGUCCAGAACAGGGGUGCAGCAAAUAUAUUGCUUGUUCUCUCCGCUGCUGAUCUCCAUUGGGAUGACCUCGUGCGACAUCUCACAGAUCACCAGGAUUGGCUCUCUCCAGUUACAGUCGUGUGCGGGCACAUUGUAUGGAUAACCAUCUGGGAUGGCCCUCACAUUGUGGCCCAGUGGUUCGAUGUUAGAUUCAUUAUCUGCAUUUACAGACGUCAAUAUACAUGCGACCCAUCUCAGAGAUAUCAGGGCCAUAAUGUACGCAGACUAUUGUGGUUGAGCGACUCUGACACAAAAGGAUGA